AUGGACGAGAAAUUGGAGUUAGUACGAAACAAUCUAGUCCAUUACCAACAAUGGGAAGACGUGAGAGUAUCACCUGCUUCCUUUCAGUGGGAAGGUGAAAAUAUACAACUUAUUAUCGGAAAGCCUAGUAACUCCGAGAGAGAGGAAUGCGUGCUUCCUGUGGAGUACUCUCAAUAUCAAGAGAGUUUGUUGACUACAAACCUUAUUGAUGCGACUUUUACUAAUUUGGUCUCUGAAGAGUUUGAAAGAAUAGUCUUGGCGAUUAUUGGAGAUGAUGGUACGGUCGUUUUCUAUUAUAUUACCAGAGGAACUUCUACCAUAUAA
Henningerozyma blattae CBS 6284 is the source of this 324-nucleotide messenger RNA. RefSeq names its product Sen15p (gene SEN15). The record is from RefSeq and is a predicted model, not a curated record. Gene Ontology annotation, molecular function: nucleic acid binding. Bases 1 to 324 code for a protein of 107 amino acids. The transcript has a single exon. Gene Ontology annotation, biological process: tRNA splicing, via endonucleolytic cleavage and ligation. Lineage: Eukaryota; Fungi; Ascomycota; Saccharomycetes; Saccharomycetales; Saccharomycetaceae.